Lentinula edodes (shiitake mushroom) is the source of this 1621-nucleotide messenger RNA. RefSeq names its product major facilitator superfamily domain-containing protein. Gene Ontology annotation, molecular function: transmembrane transporter activity. The transcript is spliced from 8 exons. The record is from RefSeq and is a predicted model, not a curated record. Gene Ontology annotation, cellular component: fungal-type vacuole membrane. NCBI's taxonomy places the organism in Eukaryota, Fungi, Basidiomycota, Agaricomycetes, Agaricales, Omphalotaceae. Gene Ontology annotation, biological process: transmembrane transport. Bases 68 to 1621 code for a protein of 517 amino acids.
AAAAUAUAUACAGACUCAACAUUCAAAUAUUGUGACUCGACCACCUCCUAUUGGGUUCGCAACCAUCAUGGCCUGCGCUUCAGACAACAAUCUAGAGAGCGUAGAGCUAGCUAUGCAGAUUCCACUACCUAACUCGAGUUCUACACUUGACAUCAACUCUAGUUCCGUCUCUGUUGCACUUCAGUCUGAUAUCCCUAGCGUCGACAACGUAGCAUCUAUUCACAGAAACCAAUCUUCCUUACCUCCAGUAGAUAGAGGUUUUGGUGCUUGGUCUUUUCUGACUGCAGCCUUUUUCGUGGAAGCUAUCGUUUGGGGUUUUCCGACUUCAUUCGGUGUUUUCCUAGAUGCCUACCUGAAUGAUACGAAAUACGCCUCUCAACCAAAGGCAUCGAGCUUACUUCCUCUGAUUGGUCCCGUCUCAACUGGUAUCAUUUACUGCUCUGGUCAGAGUUCGAAGUCUGCUCCGAGUCCUAUCGCCGCUUCUAAUUCCUUUGGAUUAGGGCCUUUCAUCACUCCUGUAAUAACUAGAUAUCCAUAUCAUAAACGUACUUCCAUGUACGUUGGCACAAUACUCUGCUGGGUAUCUCUAUUUGCGGCCAGCUACACCACUCAGGUCAUAAAGCUGGUUGCAUUACAAGGUGCCUUGUAUGCAAUCGGAGGAUCAUUACUCUACAUUCCCUGCAUUUCCUAUUUAUCCGAGUGGUUUCAUCAUAAACGCGGAUUCGCCAAUGGCGUGGUUUUUGCCGGAACAGCAGUAGGAGGCAUCCUCCUCCCCCUCAUCUUACCCCCGUUAAUAUCCUCCUAUGGUCCUCCAAAAACAUUGCGAAUUCUAUCCAUCGCAAUAGCUCUUCUUAUUGUACCACUACUUCCCCUGAUUAAGGGCCGUUUGCCUGAAUCCCGCAUUCGAGCCAUGGGACCAACACCACGGGGACGAGGAAACGCAGAGUGGACGAAGAGCAUAUCGUUCUGGAUUUUAGUGCUUGCAAAUACUUUCCAAGGAUUUGGGUACUUCGUGCCGAUUGUUUGGCUUCCUACGUUUGCCAGUGAUUUGAAUCUCAACAGUUCAACUUCGUCAAUUGCUUUGGCACUACUCAACUGUGGUUCUGUUAUAGGUCGACUAGCUACAGGAUACCUUUCAGAUAAGAUCAAUCCCUGGUUCUUAGGACUCUCAAUAUUAGCUUCCACCUCUGCGGCCACGUUCAUACUUUGGGGUGUUCUAUCAUAUGAUUUGGCUGGAUUGCUAUCGUUCAGUCUAGCUUAUGGAAUUCUUGCUAGCGGCUGGACGAGCACAUGGAACGGGUUUACAAAGCCUCUGAGUCCCAACGAUCCGAAUCUCUCCACCACUCUUUUCGGAGUCCUACUUUUCUCUCGUGGUAUAGGAAAUAUAUUCUCCACACCCAUUUCUUCUGCGUUGACAAGCUUGCACUCUAACUCUACAACUUCAUCUUUCACACAUACUUCCAACCACCUUGGCUUUGACGUCGGCGGGGGAAAGUUUGAGAAAAUGAUUGUGUAUGUAGGAAUGUGUUUCGCUGGCGCUGCUUUGAUCGCAUUGGUGGGUUGGGUAAUGGAUGCAGCGAUACGACGUAGAUCAUUUGGAAGGCAAGAGCAACAAAGUUGA